AUGCAUAUUUCCAAGUUUAUAUAUUUUGGAAAUAUCUCUCACAAAACCUCCAAUUCUGAUGACGAAUAUUUGACUAAAGAGAUUGAUCCCUGCAUUCCUCCUGAGACAUUCUGCUCUGAUGGUGCCAGAACAGAUAGUUUUAUUGGCGACCCACUUUCCAGGGGAGAAAGCAUGAGUAAUGUUGAACCUGAUGAUGAAGAAAAUAACAUUUCUCCUAAUAGAAAGGAAUAUGACAUUGAGAGAUCAGAAUCUGCCCUGAAACAUGAAAAUGAUGUGCAAAAGUAUGAUCACUUAACACAGGCAGUGCCUCUUGGUCUUGAUGAAUUCAAGAGCAGGGCAGCUAGUCCGAAAAUCAAGUCAGGCACUAGUCCCUCUGAAAGUGUAAUACAUAGAGUGGAUCAGGGUGGUGCAGAAUACAAUUAUGCUUCAGAAUCAAAGGAAGCUAAAGUUCUAUCUUCUAACAAAGAAGCUAAGGAUAGCAAUGUUCCUGAUCCAGUUGAAGAAAUCCGUCAACAACCUGGCAGGAUGCCCGGGGAUACUGUCCUCAAGAUUCUGAUGCAGAAAGUUCAGAAUCUAGACAUAAAUUUAUCUUUUUUAGAGCAGUAUAUGGAAGUCUUAAAUUCUAGAUAUGUCAAUAUUUUCAAAUUGUACAGCAAAGAUAUAGGAGAGAAAGAUUUACUUAUAAGGAUGAUCAAAGAAGACAUUAGGAGUUUCCUUCACCAGCAGGAAGUUAUGAUGAAAGAUGUUAGUGAACUUGAUUCUUGGAAGUCUCAUUUUUCUGUGCAAUUUGAUCAUAUACGCAGGGACAAUGCUAUUUUGAGGAAUGAGGUUGAAAAGGUCCUGGAAAAUCAAGUAUCCUUGGAAGAUAAGGGCGUGGUUGUGUUUCUUGUGUGUGUUAUUUUUUCAUUGAUUGCUAUAUUACGGCUAUCUCUGGAUAUGAUUAUAAGCAUCUAUAGAGUACUCAGUUUUAACAAAACAAUUCACUCCAGGAAAUUUUACCAAGAUAGUUCAUCCUGGUUUCUCCUAUUGCUGAGUUGUAGCAUUAUUAUUUUCAUAUUAACUUCAUAAUAAUCCAGUUUUUCCAAAGA
Lotus japonicus is the source of this 1088-nucleotide messenger RNA. Its product is annotated as SUN domain-containing protein 4-like. The transcript is spliced from 4 exons. Gene Ontology annotation, biological process: protein folding in endoplasmic reticulum. Bases 1 to 1068 code for a protein of 355 amino acids. Gene Ontology annotation, cellular component: membrane; cytoplasm. The record is from RefSeq and is a predicted model, not a curated record. NCBI's taxonomy places the organism in Eukaryota, Viridiplantae, Streptophyta, Magnoliopsida, Fabales, Fabaceae.